Molecule: messenger RNA, 1627 nt
Organism: Patiria miniata (bat star)
Lineage: Eukaryota; Metazoa; Echinodermata; Asteroidea; Valvatida; Asterinidae
Product: PAXIP1-associated glutamate-rich protein 1-like
Exons: 4
Coding region: 217-1212 (331 amino acids)
Source: RefSeq, a predicted model, not a curated record
AAUUGGCAUAAAAAUCAACCAAUCAACGCUCUUCAUUUAGCGUGCGUUUGUUGGGAUUCUCGACUCCACGACGCUUAUUAUCAAGAUGGCGGCUUCCAUGAACGACAAGAAAGUAACAGAUUUCACCACAAUUUUUUGAGUGAAAACCUGCACAAAUUUAUAUUAUCUGUAAAAUAUCUACAAUUGGUCUACAGACUGCACCAGUAUUUUGUCAAAAUGAUGGAAACUGAGGAAAAGCCAGCAGAGGAAGUUUCCAAAAUGGAGGAAGUGGUCCCAGAAAAACCUGAACCUGAGAAAGAAAUUAAAGAGGAAACAACGUCGGACGAGGCCAAGAAGGAAGAACCAGUAGAACCAGAAGUCAAGAUGGAAAUUGAAGAAACUCAGAUGGAAGAUUCAUCUAAAGUUACUGCCGAGGUUACCAUGGAAACAGAACCAGCACCUGCUCCUAUCAAAGAGGAAAAUCCAAAAGUGGAAGAAAGUUCUCAAAAGGAUGACGGUGGAGAGCAGAAAAGUGUGAAAGGGGAAGACAAAGUACAAGAGGAAAUGGCCAAAGAUAAAGUUGAAGUUGAUCAAGAAAAAGAAAUUGUCGACGACAAAAAUGAUGACAAAGUCUCCGAUGUGAAAUCAUCGUCAACAUCUCCAGAUCCAAUUGAAAAAGAGCCAGUGAAGGCUACAGAGGAAUUGAGUGACGAUUUCAACAUUCUUGGAACAGACGAUGAAAACGACGAAACAAAGGACAAGAAAAGGUCCGGUGUUUGGAUGCCGGAUGUCAAUGUAAUCAUAGACCUGUACCAGAAACUGGACAAGGAAGGGGUGUUGGAGCUCCAGUGGAAGUGUCCGGGAAGACGCCCGCCUCCGGAAGAAGUUGACGAGAAGAAAGAGGAGGCGCAGAAGACAGAGAACGAGACGGAGAAACCAGAUGUGGAAGAAGAGAAACAGGAAGAGGAACCUACAGAGUUUGAUUUUGACAUUGAUACACCAUCUGUCACCAACAUGGCUCCCCGAAGAACGCCAGGAAGUGGCCAAGCCCUCGGAAGCAGUAAGAAGCGGGUCGCAAGGAUGGACAAGAUCUUCAAUGACAUGCUCCGACACAAGAGGAUAGACGAGGAGCUGGCGAGAGCAGCGGAUGAAUCCGACGAAUCCGCUGCCAAUCGGACUGACACAACCCCUCAGAGACCCGUGGCAAAGUUCAGGAUCAGGAAAGAUUUCUGAGGAGUAUAUAUCCUGGUCCUUUUUUAUUCUUGAGACUGUAAACAGCUCUGUUGAUGACAAUGGAGAACAUUGCUGAAAAGUAAUGCUACAGAGUGAAGCAGUGUGACCCCUCCUUGGGAAUUUUCCCAAGAUCUUGGGACUUAGUCCAGGUCUUGCGAACAUUUCACUGAGCCUUGUGAUUUUUUGUGUAUUGAGAAGACACAAAAAUAUGGAUUGUGCAUGUGCAAAUGUUAUUUGAAGCACAGUGUGAGCCCCAUUCACAUAAAAAUAGCUGUUGCUAUUUUGAUACAUAUUAAAACUGCUGAUAUCUUGGGAAUUGUUCUGCAGUCUCCUGGGAUUUUCAAAUUUGAUGACCAGUGAAAUGAAGAGUGUAUAAAAAUAUGAAAACUAUGAAAAACUUAGGGAGAAAAAACUG